CCGGCCCCGAGCGGCACCGGGAGCGGCACCGGCCCUGGCACCGGCCCCGGGGCCAUGCGGGGCGCGCCCGGCUCCGCGCUGCGGGCGGCGCUGCCGCUGCUGGGCGCCGCCGUGUCCCUCUGCGCAGGCCUGCAGUGCGUGUGCCAGCUGUGCGAGCACACCAACUUCACGUGCCACACGGAGGGCGCCUGCUGGGCCUCGGUGAUGCUGACCAACGGGCGCGAGGAGGUGGUCAAGUCCUGCGUGUCCCUGCCCGAGCUGCACGCCCAGGUCUUCUGCCACAGCUCCAAGAACGUCACCCGCACCGAGUGCUGCUACACCGACUUCUGCAACAACAUCACGCUGCGCCUGCCCCUCGCAGCAGCAGCCCCCUCGGGCGGUGCGGGCCGGCUCCGGGCGGCGCUGCUGGCCGCCGUGGCCGUGCCGCUGGCGCUGCUGGCGCUGCUGGCCGCGCUGCUCGCCCGCUCGGCCCGGGGCUGGCGGCGCCGCCCGCCCAGCGUGGAGGAGCCGCCGUGCGAGGGCAGCCUGGCGGGCACGGGCAGGACGCUCAAGGACCUCAUCUCCGACAUGACCACCUCGGGCUCCGGCUCCGGCCUGCCUCUGCUGGUGCAGAGAACCAUCGCCAGGACUAUCGUGCUGCAGGAGAUCGUGGGCAAGGGACGCUUUGGGGAGGUGUGGCACGGCAAGUGGUGCGGGGAGGACGUGGCUGUGAAAAUCUUCUCCUCCAGAGACGAGCGGUCGUGGUUCCGGGAGGCAGAGAUUUACCAGACAGUGAUGCUGAGGCACGAGAACAUCCUGGGCUUCAUCGCUGCUGACAACAAGGAUAACGGGACGUGGACUCAGCUGUGGCUUGUCUCGGAGUACCAUGAGCAGGGCUCGCUGUUUGACUACCUGAACAGGGGCACAGUGACCGUGGAGGGCAUGGUCAGGCUGGCACUGUCCGUGGCCAGCGGCCUGGCACACCUGCACAUGGAGAUCGUGGGCACGCAAGGGAAGCCAGCGAUCGCUCACCGGGAUCUGAAAUCCAAGAACAUCCUGGUGAAGAGGAACGAGACCUGCGCCAUCGCCGACCUGGGGCUGGCGGUGAAGCACGACUCGGUGCUCAACACCAUCGACAUCCCCCAGAACCCCCGCGUGGGCACCCGCAGGUACAUGGCCCCCGAGAUCCUGGAGGACGCGAUGAACACCAACAUCUUUGAGUCCUUCAAGCGGGCAGACAUCUACUCCCUGGGGCUGGUGUACUGGGAGAUUGCCCGCAGGUGCUCCGUCGGAGGGGUCACCGAGGAGUACCAGCUGCCUUACUACGACCUUGUGCCUUCCGACCCUUCAAUAGAAGAUAUGAGAAGGGUUGUCUGUGAACAGAAGCUCAGACCAAGUAUUCCAAACCAGUGGCAGAGCUGUGAGGCGCUGCGGGUGCUGGGCCGGCUGAUGCGGGAGUGCUGGCGUGCCAGCGGUGCCGCGCGUCUCACGGCGCUGCGCGUCAAGAAAACCAUCUCUCAGCUCUGCGUGCCCGAGGACUGCAAGGCCUGACAGCCCGGGGACAGGGGCCGGGGGUGCUGUGCUGCCCGGCUCCCCAGCGCGGCAGGGUUGGUGUUUCUGCUCUACCUCAGACGGCGCGGGCGGUGCCCAGCUCCGGCGCUGUGCCCGGCCCUGGCACCGCGCUCCUCGGGGUUUGGGUUUGGUGCAGCAAGUCCGUGACUUGCUCUGGCUUGGCUCGGUAAAUCAGACACCGGUGAAUGGCAGGAAGGAGCUUACAGCAUCAUGGCACUGUAAAAAUACCUUUUGCUGUUGCGCUUUUCAUCCUUGUCAGACCCCAAACGCCCUGGAAGUGUCUGGUGUUGGUUAAAGCCUGUUUGUGAGACAAACCUCAUGUUCUGUCCUCAAACCAAGAAAAAGACCAAAUUAACCCAGAUUUUUACCUGUUUUUUUUUUUUUUAAAUUUUAUUUCAGGGAUUUGAAAAGUGGUUGUCAGUAAAUGCAUUUUGAAUUACUGUAUUUAUAAUUAACCAAGCAAUUUAAAAAUAUGAAAAUUCCACUAAGUGUGUAGACUGUGAGCAAAACCAUUGAGUCAGUUCGCUAUUAACAUUUAUUUUUAUUGUCUCAAUUUCACAUACAAUGUCAUGGUUAAAAAUUGAGUUGUUUUACUCUGUCUUUUGUUCAUUGAACAGAUCAAUGAAGGGACAACUUUUCCUUUUAACAGUUGUUAGGAAAAAUAAUAGAGGCAACAAUUUUCUGUUAGCUGUGAAGGGAUGGAACAGGAGAAAUUCUACCUAAAUGGAGAAAAUAUUUAUUUUUAGCAAUGUUUUUCCAAUCACUGGCAGCAAUUUUUUAGUGCCUUUUGAUGUAUUAGGGGGAAGCUUUAACAAAAGCCAGUGCAAUGUGUUCAGAGGUUUCUUACAGAAUUCUGUAACAGCACCAGGCUGGUGAUGAAUAUUUACAUUUUUGACCAGGUUUCCAUAAUAUCAGAAGCCAGCAACGUGAGUUGCUGUGUUAAAAUUCAACAGUGUUCUGGCGUUUUGUGAAUGGCCCGCAUAUUUGAAUAUAGUGUUGGAGUGUUCUUAAUAGGCAAAAUUAUACAUUUUGUAUAUGGUUCUUUACAUGUUUCUAAAUCCAUCUGGCCCAUGGGAAUUAAUCCCAGAGAUGCUUCCAGAAUAGCAAAGCUUUGCAGAAAUCUGGUGUGGGCCCCAUAGCUCUGUGACAGGAUCUGUGGGUGCAAAAUCUCUUCCCUGAGCUAUUGCAGGGAAGAAUGGGUUAAACUUUUACUGAGUGUGGGUCAGCAGUGCCAUCCAUUCCUCAGGCUUCACCCUGCUGUGCUCACCCUCAGGGUGAUGUGGGUGCUUGCUGGCUGUGGGUGCCUUUGGGCAGCUGGAGAGCUCAGCCUGCAGGGCUCUGAGUGCUGCAGCAUGGCACUGCAGCUUGCUCCUGUCUGCUGCAGCCCAGCCCUGCAGCCCAGCCCUGCAGCUUGCUCCUGUCUGCUGCAGCCCAGCCCUGCAGCCCAGCCCUGCAGCUUGCUCCUGUCUGCUGCAGCCCAGCCCUGCAGCCCGCUCCCCUCUGCUGCAGCCAGCAAUGCUGCAUGCUGGCUUCUCACCCCUCACCAAGGCUGCCUUAGGGAUCCACGGCAGGGGAUGGGCUUGGAGCAGCCUGGUCCAUGGAAGGUGUCCCUGCGAGGCAAAACCAGACGGGCUUUGAGGUCUCUGCCGACCCAAACCGUUCUGGGGUUCUGUGAUUCAGUUCCUGUGUGCUUCAAGUGCAUGAAGUCCCCGUGCAGCUCAGUGAUGUGACUCUGCAGGCUGUUUGAGGGGUGAUCUUGGCAGCUGCAUGAUCCAAAGCCUGGUGCUGACUUGACUAUCGAAAAAAAUUGCAAAGCUAAGGCCCAGCAUCUGUUCUUGUAGUAUGUGCAAGAACAUACUAUCUUAAAUAGGAAGAAUCAAAGCUUUAUUUUUUUUUUUUAAAGUGGGAAAAGAGUUUCAGUCUUCAGUUUCUCCCCUGGAGCCUCUGAAAAUUGUUGACCAGCCCAGUAAUUUGAACAAGACCCUGUUGGUGCCUGGCUGGGAAGUGUGGGUGGAGGAUGCUCAGGCUCAGCUGCUCCUCACACAGGUCACAGCUCCAGCCCCAGAAGUGCUUUAACCUUUUCCCUGGACACAGCUCUUGGCAUCAGACAUUAUGGUCUGUUUGCCCUGGCUUUUCACCCAACUCAGUAUUUUUGCUCUGGUUUUCUUUUCUCUUUUGUUGUUGAGAGGUGAAUGCACAUUUUGAUGGAUUGGAGUUGAGCGUAACUGAGCCAAGGGGCUGAUGUUGUGUUGAGCUCUGAAAUGUUUGUAAACUCUAAAGUCCUUUAGAAAAACUCCAAAGAACCCUUGUUUUAGUGGCCUUUUCCCUCCCUGUGGGUUUGUCUUGGUCUAAUUUAAGCACAGAGGUUAUGCCAAGACACUUCUGUGCAGUUUAGGGAGGCUUAGGUUUCCUCAGAGGUCACAAUGCUCCUGAUAAUCUUCACUUAAAGCAAAAGUUCUUAAUGAAAUGAAAAAAAUGAAGAUUUUCAAGGUCAAGGAUGCUCAAAACCUUCAGUUACCACAUUCAGCUUCUCCUAAUUGAUGCUUUAACUGGGGGGGGAAUAACCAAUAUUUUAUAAUUUGCUUCUAAUAACAAUCUCAAGUUUAAUGUAGGGAUUAUGCACUGAAAGGGAAAGUUAAUUAAUGUUUCCUGUAAUGCCUAAUUUUUUUUUGUAUUACUUGAACUGCUGCCCCCACACACUCCUUUAGAAAUUCAGGCUGUAAUCUCUUUUGCACUCUUAUAAUUUGCACUUAAUCAAGCUCAUUCCCUCACAUGACACUAUAAAGAAUCCUACAGUAUUUUAGCAACUGCUGUGUCACUCUGCUUGGUACUAGAUUCAUUUUAGAAUUCUAGAAUCACUAGAAUUACGAAUAAAUGGGUUUAUAAGUAUGCCCAGUCCCCACAGUGGGUCUGGGCUUUGAGCAGGGCGAGUUCUCCUCAGUUCCUGGAGCUCCUGUGCCAGGGUGGGCUCGAGGCUGCCCCAGCUCAGGGGAGGGAGGAGUUUGGGCUUUGCUUGGGGCAGCAUCACAGCACAGGGCCAGGGUGGCACUGGGGGUGCUGCUGGGACAGGUGGGCACUGGGCGCUGCAGGUGGGCACACCCUGGGCACUCCUUUGGGUGCACAGGGACGGGCACAGCCUCUGGUGCUGGUGAAAGGUAUGGCUCAAACCCCUGCCCUGGGUCAGUGAGGAUGUAUUGGGGUGUCCUUGGGGUGUCCUUGAGCCAUCCCUGGGGAUCCCAGGGCCAGCACCUGGGUGUCCCCAGCAGCCCUGCAUGUCUGUCCCUCCUCUGCCCCUGGCUGUGUGUCUGUGAUCCCAGGGACCAUCCCCACAGGCCGUGGGACCCCAACUCCCCAAAGCUUUUAGGGAAAGAUGUCCACGUUCUGCUCCAAUGGCAGAGCAAUAUUUAUGAAUGUACAGGGAAUAAGCACCGAGGUACAAUAUAUUUCUACAGAAUAUAAGAAAUGUGCAAUAAAUUGUAACUUACACUGAAUGUAUUUUUGGCAUAAAUGGACCAGAUGCGUUUUGAAUGUAGCUAUGACAUUGUGUCUAAGCCUGCUGUGGUUCUCAGUCCCUUAGAAAAACGUGUCAUGUUUUGUCAAUCUACAAACCAUUUCCUCAGUUGUCUGUUUUUAAAAGAAGCGUGAGUAUUUUAUCUGGAACACUGUUAUAUUUCUGAACUAAGUAUGGCAGUGCAAUGCUAACUUCAACCCUCGUGUUGUGAAAUAUCUGAUCUGUGUAAACUGCAGAGUUAUUUUUAAAACUAUUGCUAAAGUUAUUGCUUGAUAUUGCAGCUGCCUGGAUGUAAAUAAUGGUUUAGCUGUUGUAUUUUGUAUGCGGAUUUGGGGAAGACGUGGCAAUUUUAAUAAAUUCAGCAUACUCUGC
Molecule: messenger RNA, 5434 nt
Organism: Zonotrichia leucophrys gambelii
Lineage: Eukaryota; Metazoa; Chordata; Aves; Passeriformes; Passerellidae
Gene: ACVR1C
Product: activin A receptor type 1C
Exons: 9
Coding region: 55-1530 (491 amino acids)
Biological process (GO): nervous system development; activin receptor signaling pathway; protein phosphorylation
Cellular component (GO): plasma membrane; activin receptor complex
Molecular function (GO): activin receptor activity, type I; ATP binding
Source: RefSeq, a predicted model, not a curated record